Messenger RNA from Herpailurus yagouaroundi (jaguarundi), 1328 nucleotides. It is a transcript of the gene S100Z, whose product is annotated as S100 calcium binding protein Z. Gene Ontology annotation, molecular function: calcium ion binding; calcium-dependent protein binding. NCBI's taxonomy places the organism in Eukaryota, Metazoa, Chordata, Mammalia, Carnivora, Felidae. The coding region runs from base 849 to 1148 and encodes 99 amino acids. The record is from RefSeq and is a predicted model, not a curated record. The transcript is spliced from 2 exons.
CAGCUAUACAAGCAUCCAUUGGAUUCGUUUAGUCUGCUCUGUUUAUUCCCUUGACCUUGCUCUUGGCCCUGCUAAGGAGUCUACAGGUUUGAACCAGUGUUUCUUCUUUUCUCCUCUAUUUUUAAAGCUCUUCCCAGGCACCAACUUCCUAGCACAUGAAUGUGAGUUACCCAUAUUCCCCACAGGGAGGGUACUGAAGGCUUCCUCUUUGCCUCUCAUUGGCCUUCUCAUCUAACACUCACUGGGCUCCGGCCCUACCCUGAGGGCCCUCGGGGCAACAGAGCACACCUGUUCCUUCUGACGAUUAAAAACAGACCCAGAGGCCCUUCCAUUUGAACCUCUCCUUGCUGGUAAUUUUUGUCUUCUGGGGAACAGGCGUGCCGAGGUGGAACCCGGAUUUAAAGAGUAGAGUUUAAUGAUAAACACCAGUUGCUGAAUUGUGCCCUGGGGGAACAGGUACGAAAUUGGGUAUUUUCUUCAUCUUCUAUUUAUUUUUAAUCUACGUUUGAUUUAUUUUUUUUAAAUCUAUGUUUUAAUAUCGACCCAAUUUGUGUCUGAUUGCUAACUUGUGAACCCACUGGAACUGCUAACUUUGGGGGAAGUGGAGAUUGGGGAGGAGCAAACUCACCUGCACAGGUCUUCUCGCAGCCUGCCCCAGAUGCACAGACGCUUUAACUCAAGAGCAUUACGGCCUAGGCCUAGCGAGCGUCCCCCGUGGCGCGGGAGGAUUGGGGGAGGCAGUAUUCUGUUCUCGUGCAUGGGUUGAGGCUUCCCCAUCUGCUUCUUUUGAACAAGUGUUUUUUCUCCCCCGAGUGUGGUGGCCAGUCCCUGGAAGUGAUCAGGUUAACAUGCCCACUCAGCUGGAGAUUGCCAUGAACAUCAUGAUUAGAAUCUUCCACCAGUACUCCUGCAAGGAAGGGGACAGAUUCAAGCUCAACAAGGGGGAACUGAAAAUGCUCCUGCAGCAAGAGCUCACGGAAUUCCUCUCGUGCCAGAAGGAUCCCCAGUUGGUUGAUAAGAUAAUGCAGGACCUGGAUGCCAAUAAGGACAACGAAGUGGAUUUUAAUGAAUUCGUGGUCCUGGUGGCAGCUCUGACAGUUGCUUGUAACGAUUACUUUGUGGAACAACUGAAGAAGAAAGGAAAGUAAAGAUAAGUAGUAAGCUGACCUAAGGGCAGAAAUAUAUCCAUAGUUAUUUGCUUCCUGUUCAUCUGCAGUCUUCAGACCUAUAGUUAUAGUAAUGCCAUUAAUAGAAAUAAUAUACAUAUAACUAAUUGCUAGCAUUAUUAAAUGGUGUGUACCUGAAUACAUUGAUUUAAAUAUUCCAAA